CGUGGCCCCGCAGCUCCGCCCCGUCCCGAGGCCGGGCAGGUGUGGGCGGGCCGCUUGGACCCCGCCGAGUCCCGGCAGGGAGAGCCGGCGGGAAACAGGAAGCAGGGGGAGGCGCGCGGCGGCCGGACGGCGGGGAGCCUGGCGUGCGGGCGGACGAGCGGGUGGCUGUGCGGCCGGACGCUGGCCCGGCCGGGGCGGCGAUGUCCGGAGGCCCGGGCAGUCCCGGCGGCCACGGGGCCGGGGGCGGGGCUGGGGGCGCCGCGGACCCCGCCCCGCUGCGCCGGCGGAGCCGCCGCCCGAGCGCCGACCCGGGAGUUCGAGGCGGCGGCGGAGUGCGGGACCCCGAGGACGCGGCCAUGCCAGGAGGGGCCGAGGCGGGGGAGACCGAAGAGGAGGCCGGGGGCGGCUCAGGGUCCGAGGCGGAGGAGGACGCGCUGUGGGAGCGGAUCGAGGGCGUCCGGCACCGGCUGACGCGCGCCCUCAACCCGGCCAAGCUCACGCCGUAUCUGCGCCAAUGCCGGGUCAUCGACGAGCAAGACGAGGAAGAGGUGCUGAGCACCUACCGCUUCCCGUGCCGCGUCAACCGCACCGGGCGCCUAAUGGACAUUUUGCGCUGCCGAGGGAAGAGGGGCUACGAGGCCUUCCUGGAAGCCCUGGAGUUCUACUACCCCGAGCACUUCACGCUGCUCACGGGCCAAGAGCCUGCCCAGCGCUGCUCCAUGAUCCUUGAUGAGGAGGGGCCCGAGGGCCUGACCCAGUUCCUGAUGACGGAGGUGCGGCGGCUGCGGGAGGCUCGCAAGAGCCAGCUGCAGCGGGAGCAGCAGCUGCAGGCCCGGGGCCGGGCGCUGGAGGAGGAGCGGGCAGGGCUGGAGCAGCGGUUGCGGGAGCAACAGCAGGCGCAGGAGCGCUGCCAGCGGCUGCGGGAGGACUGGGAGGCGGGGAGCCUGGAGCUGCUGCGGCUUAAGGACGAGAACUACAUGAUCGCUAUGCGCCUGGCACAGCUCAGCGAGGAGAAGAACUCGGCCGUGCUGCGAAGCCGGGACUUGCAGUUGGCGGUGGAUCAGCUCAAGCUCAAGGUGAGCCGGCUGGAGGAAGAGUGCCUGCUGCUGCGAAGGGCCAGGGGGCCACUCCCUGGGGCGGAGGAGAAGGAGAAGGAGCCCGAUAGCACGGACCUCGUCUCUGAGCUGCGUGCCGAGAACCAGCGGCUGGCGGCGUCGCUGCAGGAGCUGCAGGAGGGCCUGCAGCAGGAGGUGAGCCGGCCGGGGGCCCCCGCCUCAGAGCGCAUCCUCCUGGACAUCCUGGAGCACGACUGGCGGGAGGCGCAGGACAGCAGGCAGGAGCUGUGCCAGAAGCUCCACGCCGUGCAGGGGGAGCUGCAGUGGGCCGAGGAGCUGCGGGACAAGUACCUGCAGGAGAUGGAAGACCUGGGGCUAAAGCACCGAACGCUGCAGAAGGACUGUGACUUGUAUAAGCACCGCAUGGCCACCGUCCUGGCCCAGCUGGAGGAGAUCGAGAAGGAGCGGGACCAGGCCAUCCAGAGCCGAGACCGGAUCCAGCUGCAGUACUCCCAGAGCCUCAUUGAGAAGGACCAGUACCGGAAGCAGGUCCGGGGCCUGGAGGCCGAGCGGGACGAGCUGUUGACCACGCUCACCAGCCUGGAGGGGGCCAAGGCCCUGCUGGAGGUGCAGCUGCAGCGGGUCCAGGGCGGCCCCUACCUCAAGGCCUGUGCCUCGUCCCAUUCCCUGUGCUCCAACCUCAGCAGCACCUGGAGCCUGAGCGAGUUCCCCUCCCCGCUGGGAGGCCCAGAAGCAGCUGGGGAGGCGGCUGCCGUGGGGGGAUCUGAGCCUCACGCCUCGGAGGAGGCCACGGACAGCGAGAAGGAGAUCAACCGGCUCUCCAUCCUGCCCUUCCCCCCCAGCGCCGGCUCCAUCCUCCGCCGGCAGCGAGAGGAGGACCCUGCACCCCCUAAGAGGUCCUUCAGCAGCAUGUCUGACAUCACAGGGAGUGUGACGCUGAAGCCCUGGUCCCCAGGCCUCUCCUCUUCCUCAUCCUCCGAUAGCGUGUGGCCUUUGGGAAAGCCAGAUGGCCUUCUGGCCCGAGGCUGUGGCCUGGAUCUUCUCAACAGAUCUCUGGCUAUCCGAGUGUCUGGCUGGAGCCCCCCGGGGGGACCCGAGCCCCAGGACAAGGGCCCAGAUGGCCUGUCAUUCCUCGGGGACAGCUGGUCCGGGGCCGUGGUGCGGAGGGUGCUCUCUGGGCCAGGGUCUGCGGGGGUGGAACCGAGAGAGACAAGGGCAGAGGCUGCUGGCCUGGAGGGGGCAGGCCUGGAGGGCGAGGCCCAGCAGAGAACCUUGCGGUGGAACCAGACGUCCACACCCCCGCUCCUGAUGGACUUCAAGGCCUGCCAGUCCUUCCAUGAAGCCCUGGACUCCUGGGUGAAGGGGCCAGGGGCCGAGCCCUUCUACAUUCGAGCCAACCUCACCCUGCCCGAGCGGGCUGACCCACAUGCCCUGUGCGUGAAAGCCCAGGAGAUCCUGCGGCUAGUGGACCCGGCGUACAAGCGACGGCAGGAGUGGUUCUGCACACGGGUGGAUCCCCUCACGCUGCGGGACCUGGACCGGGGCACUGUGCCCAAUUAUCAGAGAGCCCAGCAGCUCCUAGAAGUUCAGGAAAAAUGCCUCCCCUCCAGCAGACACCGGGGGCCCCGCAGUAAUCUGAAGAAGCGAGCCCUGGACCAACUGCGGCUGGUGAAGCCCAAGCAUGGGGGGAGUCCUGCUGGGGACUCCCCGGAGCAGCUGCUGCUGGAGCCCUGCUCAGGUGCGUGCUCAGAGCCAGAGCGGAGCCUCAAGCCCUACAGCCUGGUGCGGCCCCUGCUGGUGUCUGCCCUGCGGCCUGUGGUGCUCUUGCCCGAGUGCCUGGCACCCCGGCUCAUCCGCAACCUCCUAGACCUGCCCAGCUCCCGGCUGGACUUUCAAGUGUGUCCCGCAGAAAGCCUCUCUGGGGAGGAACAGUGCACACUGUCAGCGCCUGGAGCCCCCAAGGCCCGGCCUGCCACCCCUGGGCUGGGCAGCAGGAUCCGUGCCAUCCAAGAGUCUGUUGGGAAGAAGAAGCACUGCCUGUUGGAGCUGGGUGCUCGGGGAGUGCGGGAGCUGGUCCAGAAUGAGAUCUACCCCAUCGUCAUCCAUGUGGAGGUGACGGAGAAGAAUGUUCGGGAAGUCAGCAGGGCUCUGCUGGGCCGGCCCGGCUGGCGGGACUCGGAGCUGCUGCGGCAGUGCCGGGGCUCGGAGCAGGUGCUCUGGGGGCUGCCCUGCUCCUGGGUGCAGGUGCCCGCCCAUGAGUGGGGCCACUCGGAGGAGCUGGCCAAAGUGGUGCGCGGCCGCAUCCUGCAGGAGCAGGCCCGCCUCGUGUGGGUGGAACGCGGCAGAGGCUGCAGCAGCAACAGCAGCGAGGCCUGAGGGGCCCCUGCGGAUGCCCGUGCCUUCCUCACGCCCUUCAGAAGCCACCAGCAGGGACCUUGGUGUCUGGGACCUAGACCCUGGGACACUCGACGUGGGGCCCCGGCCUCUGGGCUCUCUCCCUGCAGCAGCCCCUGGGGCAGGGCUUCCUCCCACCCUUGCACCUGCUGCUGUGGGCCUUCCCGUGGUCCCGUGUCUCCACGGACCCAUUCCGCGGGUCUCACACACAUAGCUGUGUUCUUUCGCUGCUCACCUCGGAGGUCUGUUCUCAGCCCUGUGCACUGGUUUGCACGUGAAAGUUCUCACGGGGCAGGCUCAUGUCUGCCCCGCCCCCAGCACACGCGGUCUCCCGGCUCCACGGCCCCUGCUGUUCACAGGAGCCCCGAGCCCCGUCGUGCGGGACGCCUCCCCGUCCAGCUCACGUUCCUUGUACAUACCUCCAUGGGGGCAUCGUGGCUUCCCCAGGCCGCUGUCACCCUUCGUGUCUUCCUGGCACACGUGCGUCUGUGGUUCUCCCCUGUGUAAAUGUCCUGCCCCCCCCCACCCCCCUGACACUGGGGCACUAACCCAUGUGUGUUCUUGGUGAGCACACCCAGCGCCUGCGCCCCGCCCUGCCCUGCCUCUAGGAGGGAUGAGUGGGGAGGGGGCCGGCCACUCCGAUACCAGAAUGUACAGCUCGUGAAUUUUUAACGGGCCUUUUUCACUCAGAAGCUGCACAUGAUAGAACAUUAAACAGUUUGUCAUAGAAGCUGGUGGGCUUUUGCUUGCUUGCAUCCCUGGCCUGGGGCCCCCUUCUCCUCCCCCCACUUGUUGUCCCCCCUAGUUUAGGCUGGUACCACCUUUCAGGUCCCCGCUCGUCCAUGGGGAGGGUCAGAUUUCACUCCUGACUCAUCCCAGAGCUGCCUGCCAUCUGUGCUGGCAUCACCUUACCUGCCCCUGAAUGACCGGAGGAGGCCCCACAGAUGGGCCACCCUGCACUUGCCCCUGCCUAUGUUUGAUCAUCAAAGGGGUGUCCCCUGGAGCUGGGGGCACCGAGCCAGCAGGGUGUCAUUGUAGGCUUGAGGGGCCCGGCUGCUGAGUCCAGGGGACUAAGAACAAAUGCUCGGUGUACUGUUAGGUCCCUGAGACUGCCUCACCAGAGAGGAUGGUCACCUUCAAUGGGAGAAAUCCCGGUGGGCUUCCUGCAGGAGGUGCUGAUUGAGCUUGGGGUGUGGGAUUCCUUUCUUCAAGAAGCACUUAUUGGA
Molecule: messenger RNA, 4696 nt
Organism: Sus scrofa (pig)
Lineage: Eukaryota; Metazoa; Chordata; Mammalia; Artiodactyla; Suidae
Gene: CARD10
Product: caspase recruitment domain family member 10
Biological process (GO): regulation of apoptotic process
Cellular component (GO): cytoplasm
Molecular function (GO): CARD domain binding
Source: RefSeq, a predicted model, not a curated record